GUUAGCGACCGAACCUGGGAGCGGGCGGCUGUCGGCGGCGGCCCGGAGCACGGCACACGGCGCCGGAGUCGUUCUCGCUCCAGCCUUCGAGUAUCGAGGGUCCCGCCGCGGACCGGACUCGCGGACGCCUCCCGUCCCCGGUCCGCCUCCGAACGCGAGCCGGAGAGCGCCCCCCGCCCCUCACCUCGGCGCCAGCCCUGCGGACGGGAGGCGCGAUGGAGUUCAAGCUGGAGGCGCACCGCAUCGUCAGCAUCUCCCUGGGCAAGAUCUACAACUCGCGGGUCCAGCGCGGCGGCAUCAAGCUGCACAAGAACCUGCUGGUCUCGCUCGUGCUGCGCAGCGCCCGCCAGGUCUACCUGAGUGACCCGUGCCCGGGCCUCUACCUGGCCGGCCCCGCGGGGAGCCCGGCGAUGCCGCCGCCGCCGCCGCCGCAGCAGCAGCAGCAGCCCGGGGAGCCGGCGGCCGGGCCGCCCGCGGGCUGGGGGGAGCCGCCGCCGCCGGCCGCCGCCCGAGCCGCCUGGCCCGAGCCCGAGCCGCAGCCGGAGCGCCCCGCGGCCCCCGUCACGGGCGCCGGGGACGCUCCUCGGGGCGGAGAGGUGGAGGCGGCGGAAGCUGCCUGGCGCCGCGUGGAGGGAGCGCGCGAGGCGGCGGAGGGAGGAGCCGCGGGCCCCGCCGGAGGCUCGGACGGCUUCCCCGAGGGGCCCCGGGGGACGCGCCGCCAGUGCGGCUGCCCCCCGGGAGCGGAGGACAGGCCCGGGGCGCCGGGCGCGUGCCCCCGACUGGCCUGCUGCUGCGCGCCGCGGCCCGCCGAGGACGAGCCCCCAGCGCCGCCCGCCGUCGGCCCCCGGAAGCGAGGCGCGGCGGGCGUGGGUGGCGGCCCCGCGGGCGGCCCGGCGUCCGGCUCCAGCCCGCUGAAGAAGCCCCGCCGGAACUCGGAGGAGCAGCCGGGCGGGGCGGCGGCGGCGGCGGCGGCGGCGGAGGAGGAGGAGAUGGAGACCGGUAACGUGGCUAACCUCAUUAGCAUCUUCGGUUCCAGCUUCUCGGGACUGUUGCGGAAAAGCCCCGGGGGCGGCCGCGAGGAAGCCGAGGGAGAGGAGAGCGGGGCGGAAGCCGCGGAGCCCGGGCAGAUCUGCUGCGAUAAGCCGGUGCUGAGAGACAUGAACCCUUGGAGCACAGCCAUCGUGGCCUUCUGAGCCCCGGGCGCCCAGCCCCUUCGGAAGGAGGCUGAGCCGCGGGGUGGCCCCGACGUGAGGCUGCGAGGGCGGCCGCGGGACCGUAGGCGCUGGGCGCGCGGCGGAGACUGUGGGCGCUGCCGGCAGCACGGACUCGCCCCUGGGCUCGGCGGCCCUGCUGGGCCGAGCCUCCCCGCCGUCGCCUCGGGGGACCUGGGGGCGUGAGGCUCGUCGGAAGAGGACGCUCGUUCACUUUUGUGUAGUGUUCUGUCUGUGUACGUACGUGUGUCUUGUUGAAUUAAGACCCUUCUGUCCUUCUGGAAUGCAUCCCCCCUUUCCCAGGGCUUAGGAGAUUGGGGGCAGACAGGGACUUUCCUCUGCCGGCAGCACCGAGAAGGAAGCGGCGCGGGGGGCCGGGGCCGGGGAGUUCCCCUUUCGUACUCGGGGGAGGAAGGGACUUUACACACACCCCUCACAUGAAAGCUAGCACCGCACCAGUGCCAGGAGUGGCAUUUCCUCACAGGAUUUCCUAAGACUAGAGGGAUUUAGUCUGGGGUAGAGACUUGUAUUAUUUCUCCCUCCCCGCCCCACCCCCCCCCUUCUAUCACCGAAAAACGUUUAUACCCUGUGAUUACUCUGGGAAAAGGGAAUAUGAGCGGCCCUUGUCUUCCCCACAGGGAAAGAAGAAGGAAAAAAAAAAAAAAAGCUUGAUGAACUUCACAGAAGAGUUCGAGCUUGGAAAUAUGGAGUUUAUAGAGAAUAGAUAUAUUUUUAAAAGCUCUAGAUCAGAACUACUACACAGUGCUUUUAAAAAGUGUUUAAUGAAACAAAGUUUACAGACAGAAGCCCUAAGUGGAAAGACCUUAUGGUUUUGUAGAUACGGUGACUCCAGUCUUUGUUGUAUAAAGGUUGGGGGAGCUGACAAGGUUUUUGUACAGUAUUUUCUCCUCCGUUGUAUUGAUUUUUGUAUAAAAAUGUAACUUUACGUGUCUAACACGUAUUAAAUAUUUUGAAGCAACUUAA
This is a messenger RNA of Canis lupus familiaris (dog), 2195 nucleotides long. RefSeq names its product immediate early response 5 (gene IER5). The record is from RefSeq and is a predicted model, not a curated record. Lineage: Eukaryota; Metazoa; Chordata; Mammalia; Carnivora; Canidae.